AUGGCCGACAACAACAAGGCCGACCAAGGAGCACCUGGGGAAAAUUCCGAGGAAUGCGGCGCAGGCGAAAAUGUCGACGAAGAAGAUCCUGCAUCAGAAAAUCUAGAGAUUCAGAUUGUUCCAGCCCUAAAUGCUCCACCUGAAAAUGAGUGGUAUCAUGGUAGGCUUGAUCGGCACACUGCUGAGAUUAGGCUGAAAGAGCGGGCCACUCCUGGAGACUAUCUGAUCCGGGAGAGUGAAAGCAAACCAGGAUCUUAUGUGCUCUCCUACUAUGGGAAAACAGGAAUAAAUCAUUUCAGAAUUACAGCCAUGACAGGUGAUUACUACAUUGGUGGUCGUCAGUUUGACACUCUGUCAGACUUGAUUGGCUAUUACACAACUGUCUCAUAUCUCCUCAAGGGAGAGCAGCUGAUCAGUCCAGUGCCUCCACCUGAGCCAGUAGAUGAUAGAAGGAAAGUGAUAGCCAUCUUCCCCUACUGCAAAAUGCAGGAGACUGAUGAACUGAGCUUUGAGAAGGGUGACAUCUUCGUUGUUAACAACGAGAUGGGUGAUGGUUGGCUGUGGAUGUGUAAUCAGCGAACGGGUGAGGAGGGGCAGGUGUAUGAGGAGCUCGUAGAAGAUCUGAACGGGAAUAUAGACCCAGUGGAAAGCUUGCCCUACUUCCAUCCUAAAAUUACCAAAGAUGACGCUGUUGACAAACUUAGACAAGCUGGUCCCAACAGUUUCCUUGUGCGUCCCAGUGACAACUCACCGGGCCAUUACACACUGUUCUUCCUCUGCAAGCAGGUUGUACAGAGGUUCAAGAUAGAGAAAGUGGGCAGGCAACUCCUCAUGGGAGGAAGAUACUUUGAUGAUAUGGACUCGAUCAUAAGACGAUAUAAACAGGAGGAGAUAGUUGAGGGUCAUACCCUGUCUACUGCUGUGUGCAGGGACAGUAAAGAUUUACCGGAAAAGGUUCCUCUGCUGGCUAAGCUGGAACACAAGAGUUCUGCAGAGGAUAUCUAUGCCUUCAUACGCAGCUCCACGGGGCCACACAGGCUCAUGGGCCGCAGUGACCGCAUAGAGCGUACAGGCUACCUCCAGAAGAAAAGCAACAAAACGAAAAAGUGGAAGAGCUAUUUCUUUAUCUUAAAUGGCAGCAGUAGGGAACUGUGCUUCUUUGAGAAUGAGAAGCGCUCAAAGUUGAAAGGCUUGAUAGAUCUUAACUACAGCGAGCUUUACCCUGUGGAUGACAGCUUCUUUGGCAGGCCCAACUGUUUCCAACUAGUCACCAAUGCAUUGCAGCACUACCAGAUAUACUACUUGUGUGCAGAAAACACUGACAUGGGCACAAGCUGGAUCAACACCCUGAAAGAGCACUGUGUGAAUACCCAGAUGACGCGGAUCCAGAAACGCUCCACCGUCCUCAAGGAGCUACGCAGCCUUACUGUUGAGGUGAUCGAAAGUCGCAAGCUGCCCCCCAAACACCUCUCUCACCCCUAUUGCGUCAUCACGCUCAACAAUGUGAAGGUCUGCCGCACUGAACACGUUGAUUUAAACAACAUCUUCUGGGGAGAGACCUUUACCCUAGAUGAUAUUCCCGGUGAUGUGAAUUUCAUUGCUGCCAAGAUAUUCAACCACAGUAAGCGUUCAAAGGAUACAGAAGUAGCGAAUGUGACAAUCCCCCUGCAGGAGUUUGACAAUGGGGAGCUGGUGGACAAGUGGUACACGUUAACUCCUUAUUCCCCCGCAGUCCGGGUCGACAUGGGGUCCAUACGUCUGCGCUCCAGAUACAUACACCAGGUUAUCAUGCCCGUGGAACAAUACACAAGCCUUAAGGAUUUGAUCCUGAAUGACUUUGGUAAUAUCCUGACUCUGGCCGAUGUUUGUGGCAGUGAUCGAGUGUCUCUGGCCAAGGCUCUCCUUAACUUAUUCAGGAAUGAGAGACAAGUUAAAGUGCUACUUAAAAACAUCAACGACUACUACAUUGCGAAAGAAGAUGUGGUUUCAACAUUGUUCCGGAGUUCCACUCUGGCCACGACUUUGAUGGACCAGUACAUGAAGAUGGUGUGUACAGAGUUUGUGCACUCUGCCGUGAAGGGCCCUGUCUGUCGCAUCUGUGAUAGCAAGCAAAGCUGUGAGCUGAACCCUCAGUAUUUGGAGAACCAGUCAGAGCUACAGAGUAACAGCGAUCACUUUCUCGAGUUCCUCAGGGACAUGGUGGACUCCAUCUUCAAGUCCGCUGACAAAUGCCCCAGAGUAUUGCGUUAUAUUUUUGGAAGUCUACAAAGAACUGUCUCCGCCAAAUGGCCGGAGGACGAAAGUGUGAAGACUAGAGUUGUAAGUGGAUUUGUCUUUCUUCGGUUACUUUGUCCUGCCAUUAUUCACCCAAAGUCCUUCAACUUGAUAACAGAAACCCCAUCAGAGACGUCGGCUCGGGCGUUGAAGUUGAUAGCCAAGGCGCUGCAGAACCUGGCCAACCUCGUGGAGAGCAAGGAACAGUUUAUGGCCAAGGCUAAUGUUUUCAUCAAGUCAAACAAACAACGCAUGGUCGACUUUCUCCAUACCCUCUCAACAGGGACUGACUGUGUAGAAAUCCAAGAUAAUGCCGUGGGGGAUAUAGCUCGCGACCUCGCCACCAUCCAUCAGCUAUGUGCCACACACCUCGACGAUCUCAGGAAACUUUCCGACUCACAGAAUUCUGUGAAGAAACUGAUCGCAGUGACAGACAUUGCCACGAAUCAUAAGAAGCAAUACAUGGGGGAGAAUACCUGAAACUUUCCUCCCUGAAAACAGCCUGUGUUCAUCUGUGUCUCUCAGAGUACAAACUCUCUCCCAUGAUGGCUGCCCACUGCAACAUCUCUCCUCUCUGACCACUACAGUGCCUGUCGAUUGGUCUGGUCAGUCCACACCCUUGUGCACUCUCCUGACAGUCUUCCCUUGCUAUCAAAGUUUAGCAUUCAGUUUCUUUUUGAUACAACACUUUGGCAGCUAUGUGUGAAGUGUUGUAACGGGCAUUUUAAAAUCAUUCUUGUGAUGAUGAAGUGAGCAUUACUCUGCCAUAUGAACUUGUGUGUCAGUUUAUAACCUGUCUCUACGAUUGUCCUGUUUGAAAGCAAACUUUGUAAGCCUAGAAAUAAAGAAUACACAAUGAUGCUGGAAAUAAGUUUUCUGUAAAUAAACAGGACUGUCAGAUACUUGAGCUACCUCUGCAUUGUGUAUUGUGUUGAUGGUGCUAUUGUUCGUGGGUAUUCUCUGCCAGUGCUGGUGGGUACUGUCUGCCAGUGCUGGUGGGUACUGUCUGUCAGUGCUGGUGAGUACUCUGCCAGUGCUGGUAGGUUCUGUCUGCCAGUGCUGGUGGGUACUGUUUGCCAAUGCUGGUGGGUACUGUCUGCCAGUGAUGUUGGGUUCUCUGCCAGUGCUGGUGUGUAUUCUCUGUCAGUGCUGGUGGGUACUGUCUGCCAGUGCUGGUGGGUACUCUGCCAGUGCUGGUGGGUACUGUCUGUCAGUGCUGGAGGGUACUGUCUGUCAAUGCUGGAGGGUACUCUGCCAGUGUUGGUGAGUACUGUCUGUCAGUGUUGGUGGGUACUGUCUGCCAGUGCUGGUGGGAACUGUCUGUCAGUGUUAAUGGAGACUGUCUGUCAGUGCUGGUGGGUACAGACAGUAUCCACCAGCACUGACAGACAGUAUCCUGUUACCAAAGAUUGACAGCCAGUGCUGGUGGGUACUGUCUGCCAAUGUUGGUGGGUACUGUGCUAGUGCUAGUGGGUACUGUCCUCCAGUGUUGGAAAGUUACUGUCUGCCAGUGCUGGUGGGUACUGUUUGCCAGUGUCAUAUUUGUUAAUUAUUGCUCUUAAUCAAGUAGUGUAUGCAUAGGAUGAGGAUUGGAUACAUUGUUUUAUAUCUGAUAGCAUCAAUCUGCAAGACUCAUUUCUGAAAACCGUGAAGUGCCAAAUGUUUUUGUCGAUAUAAAAGUUUUAAUAGUUACAAACAGAAAUCAAGCAGAUGUUCAUGUUUGUGUACAUUUAAUGUAUGAGGAAACUGAACUGAUUUGAUGUACCCUGUGUACCAUAUCUCAAGUAACUGAUCGGAUAAAAGUCAAUGAGAAUAAGAUGUCUCAAAUGUUAUUGAGUAUUAUACUUGAAUUUGUCUUGUUGUUGAAAGUUUCCUUGAUUGGAUGCAACCCAAGUGUUCAUUAUCUCCAUUUGCCUUAUUUCUCGUACCAAAGGUGUCUUUAUGUAACAUUACAAUCAAACACUCCAAUAUUAUCUGAUAGUGCUAGUUGGAACUGGUGUUUUAGAUGCAUAAUUUUGAUUUUUACCACUAAAAGUUACUAGUUAUUGCUUGGAACCGAGCCUGUUUGCUAAGGGGCCAUGAUUACGAACAGUCUCUCCAGUCUGAUUUCAGACUCCAGCAAAAAAACUGCAAAUCUUCAUUUCAUUGUUACUUACCUUCUAGUUGAGUGAUGAAAUCAUUACUAUUUAUAGUUCUCAAUGACUUACUCUUAUCAAUAUCAAAUCAAUACAUGCAAAUGUAAAACAAACAUAGAUUUUGAGUGAUAAACCUUUAACUACUUCCUAAAUAAUGCAUUAUGGAAAAUAUUAAAUUUUGAUAACAAGAUUAUAACUGUGUAUUUAAUAGCUGAAAAUGCAAAAAUAUUAAAUGAUUGGCGAAUGCUAAAAGAUUUAUUUGAUCUACUUUAGUCUCACAAGGUAGAUAUACCAUGUUUUCUGCACCUUUCUUUCAAAUUCAACUCGAUAUUCUUUAUAAGAAGCAUGUUUUUCGACAUUGUUCAUCCUUUUUCGUAUAUUAAAACAAUUGUAUUAAUUGUGGUAUAUCUUAUUUGGGAAUAAGAGUGCAUCUUUAACUUUUUUAUUUGGACAGGAGACUGUUUGUAAUCCUGGCCACAGAUGAUUUUUGUAUACAUGUAGAAGCUACACAUGAUUUAUGUUUGCAUUUUUUCUAACAAUUUGUCAGCAUUUUAUUUUUUGUUAAAUACAGGUUUUUAUUUCAUGUCGGCCUGUUACCAAAGAUUUUUAUCAUGUUUAUUAUUUUGAAUGGAGUUAAACUCUGCUUAUAUCAACUUCGCAUAAUAUGGAUCCUAAUUUUAGUGUUGGUACUUGCUUUAAAGUGAAGCAGAUGGUAACUGUUGGAAGUACAUGUAUUAUUUAAAAAUAAUUAAGUUAUACCUUCCCUAGCUUGUGCGGUAAUUAAUUUGCUUGCCUACAUUGUAUAUGUUAGAAUGUGGGCUAAACCUGUUAACAUUGUUUUGUAAAAGUUAUUGAAUGUUUUCUUUAUAAUUUAUCAUUUUAUCUAAAUUUUACAUGUUAAUUAAAUUUAUAAUAAAACAAUUAAACACUA
Messenger RNA from Mya arenaria, 5340 nucleotides. Its product is annotated as ras GTPase-activating protein 1-like. NCBI's taxonomy places the organism in Eukaryota, Metazoa, Mollusca, Bivalvia, Myida, Myidae. The record is from RefSeq and is a predicted model, not a curated record. Gene Ontology annotation, molecular function: protein binding. Gene Ontology annotation, biological process: regulation of GTPase activity. The transcript is spliced from 22 exons. Bases 1 to 2754 code for a protein of 917 amino acids.